GGUUGACUCGUUGGAGUGCAUUUCAUGCAUUCCUAGCAGAUAGGCUGAAGGAAACGCCUAGUUCACUGGCAGCUGGAGGCUAGAAAGCAUGUAGGGAGUUCAUGAACAGUGCUUGUCUCCUUCCUCAGCCAUAGCAGAACGCUCACAGCCUUUCGGGGGAAGGAUCCCAAACUACUGGACGCAGCAUGACCGCCUGCAUCUGGAAAACCUCACUUGGUGCGGCACCGCUCAUGACAGUGAGUUAAGGGGAAGCGGCUAACUACUCUCGGAAGUCUUAUCCUUGUGGGUCUCUGUGCUGACAGUGAUUAAGGGGCUGUUGGUUAUUGAAAAUGGAAGAAACGAGGAGGCUCUCGCCAAAGCCAUGUAAAAGCAAAGAACCUGUGAAAACAGAAUGGGGGUCUCAGAGUGUCGUAUUUACGUAUUUCCAAGGGGACAUUAACACUGUGGUAGAUGAACAUUUUUCUAGAGCUCUGAGCAAUGCCAAGAACCCACAAGACCUGAGCACAAAGCAGAAGGGUGAGACAGUUGUCCUGAAGAACGUAGAUAGCAUGUCUUCCCAUCAGUGGAAUUUCUCUUCACAUUGCUCCAAACCAUAUCCGUCAUCUUCUGCUACAAGCAUGUCAAAUUCUGGCCUGAAUUUUUCUGCUGCUGAUGUGGCAGGUCAAUACCAGCCAUCAGCUCUGCGGAGUCAUCCAACUCAGCCUGCAGAUUUAUGGCCUUUCCCUUCGAUUGGGACUCCCAGUCUUACCAGUUCGGUGUAUCAUCAUGACUUGCCCGACCUGCACGCGGUAGAUGAGCCGAUCUCUGACAGGAAAUACGGUUCUCUUCUUGGUCUUCUGCAACAGGAAAGGUGCCUACCGUCCAUGCAAGAAUGUACCAUGAAGCAACAUUUAAGUUCUCCUUGUGUGACUGGACCUGCUAGGUUACAAAAUAUAAGUCAAAGUUCAGCUCUUGGAGGAGAGAGGAAAGCAAGCUCUUACCAAGGCUCAGAAAAUCCCGGCGUAAGCCACGCCACUGCAGGUAUUCAGAUUCAUGACAGAAGACAAGAUUUGUACUUUUAGCAACUGGAUGUUUCUGCUACUUCUGAAAGAGAAAGUUCCUGCUGUGAACUUUUAUUCUUUGCAACUGUGAAUCAAGAAGAAAUGAACUGCAGCUAUUCUGUGCUUUUUCUCUCAGCUGGAAGAAUACUUGUACUAUUUACUAUUUGAGGAAUGAAAAAUGAUCCUUUUCUAUUCAGUAAAUAAUUUCUAAUAGCUGUGGUAUUAAACCUGACAGUAUAUUUGUUGUGAAGAAAUAUUGUCUACUUGUGGCUUUUCAAGUAGCCGUUUUGAAAGGACUCUUAGCACUUUUUAAUCUUUCUGUGUUCAUUCAUUUACCAUCUCUUCAUAAGAAGCACAAGUCUUAUCAAUGCAUUUUAUAACUGGUAAGUGCAGGGAUGCAGUUAGCAUAAAAUCAGUGCUGUAGCUUCUUAGUUCAUUUUGAUCUCUCCAUAUUGUUUAAAGUAGUCUUAGACCCCGGGCAAGAGACUUCAAGACAACCGCAGGUCGGCAAAGUGUGUUAUCAGAUUUAUGUUUCAGAAGCACAGCAAUUUAUAACCAUACUUCCAACUCAGAGGAUCUCUUCAGAACCUAUAGUAUAUGCAUAUGCCCAAAGUCUCUGUUUUGCCCUCUCAUGAUGUAUAAUUAUCCUCUAGAAAACAGUGAAUUAACAGUAUAUCUGGGAGAAAAUCUGGAUCUUCACUGGAUGCAAUUAAAAUAGCGUUGAGACAAAAGCUGGAGGUGGGAAUGGUCUAUUUUCACAGCCUUUCUGCAGGUGUAAAAGUUCUUUUCCUGCCGUGUUGAAUUUUAAGUUAUUGAGCUUGAAGGUCUUGACCACCACAAGUGGAAAAUCAGUCCCUUCAUGGUAGCUGCACCCCUCAGAGUGGCUGACCUGGAGGUGAUCUCAGUGCUCCACCAUGCAGAGCUCAGGGCUGCCACUUCUGCUGUAUCAACGCUGCGCGUUCGGAUCCCCGCAUUGCUUCACCUCUCACCCUUGGCAAAUAUGUUUGCUGAAGCUACUGUGAGUAAAACCUCAUGUGACUGGUGUUUAGCUUUGUGUAUGUAAUCCCCACAGUAAAAGACUGCUUUGCCUUUAUUAUAAAUCUUAAGGAUAAAAAUGAUUUGGGUUUAUUUUUUUCCUUCUUCAUUAGCUAUACAUUACAUUAAUUUAAUAUAAAGGAGUACAAUUAAUGCAGUUGCUUAAGGAAAUUUGACCUUUGAGAUCUAGAGUUUGUGAUUUAUAGGACAAAUCCUUACCUGGUGCAUUUGUGGCUCUAUGUACACCAGAUAUCUAUACUGCCACUGGCAUACUUCACUUACAAUUUGUGGAAUAUUAUAAAUAAUAUGAAUUCAGCAACUUUAGAUUUUAUGAUACUAAUUUUAAAAAAUCCAGUUUGUAUCAUGCAAGUUUGCUCUAAAGUCUGCAUGAGUGGGACCAGCCUGAGAUCACAGGCAGAGGGAACAGCUUUAACUAAAUUGAAAGGUAGCCCAACAUCCUGUCUCCCUAUUGAUAAGCACGGAAAAAUCACUCGUGUUAAAUUUUUUCUACUAAGUUGCCUUUCUUCUUUUUCAACUUUAGGAAUACCUCUCCAAGUAUUUUUAUUUUGUCAUCCCAAAUCACUUAAUUCCCUGAUUUUCAAGGCUAUGUGGUAAUAUAGUCUGACUUCCUCUAUGAGCUGAAGCAAAGAUUUCCAAGCUGUACUCUGUACACCUGUCUUACUAGCACUGUCGUGAAUUCCAGUAAUGUUACUUCUUCAAACAGUCAAAUAUUAUUUUUCCCUUCCUCUGCCAUCCAACCUAAAGGAAAAUGCUUAAAUAAUUUCUUUCUAAGGUCUGAAAAGAUGUAUAUGGAAAUGCUCUUAAAAUGCAGUGCUUCUCGGAGAAGUUUGGUCUUGUCCCUGUCACAGCUGGGAACGUUCAAGGUGACUUACAAAGCCCACAUUUCUGGAGAAUCAGCCCAGUGGAGUGGGGAAAAAACAUACCCUUGUUUUUAAAUGCAUGUCACAAAGACACAAAGACAUCAGUAAUUCUGCCUUGACACAAUAAUGCUUUGAGCCAUUGAUGCACAGUUUGGCAGCAUCGCAUCCUCUCCAUCCGCUCUGCGGCAGACACGGGGAAACGGAGCGAGUGUCUGGGCAGCCCAAGGGCCGGUGUCUUAUCCCAGUGUCCCCUUCGCCAGUUUGAGCUUGGUGCCGGGCUCCGCACCGGGUGUGUAGGUGCUUGCUCUCCUCCCUGACUGAUAGAAGAAGGGUGACCUUGGGGCAGAGGGAUGGGGAAUCAAGGCUCUGCUGCUCCAGCAAUUUCUUACGCCACCGCGGUGAUGUACACCACAGCGUGCCUGGGUUAUAGGCAUCUUUUCUUCUGCAAUAAACAUAGUCAAUCUAUCAGUGCAAUCUGCCUUUCAUGAUUUAGCAUUAAUA
This is a messenger RNA of Cuculus canorus (common cuckoo), 3457 nucleotides long. RefSeq names its product vestigial like family member 1 (gene VGLL1). Lineage: Eukaryota; Metazoa; Chordata; Aves; Cuculiformes; Cuculidae. The record is from RefSeq and is a predicted model, not a curated record. Gene Ontology annotation, cellular component: nucleus. Gene Ontology annotation, biological process: regulation of transcription by RNA polymerase II. Bases 330 to 1061 code for a protein of 243 amino acids. The transcript is spliced from 6 exons.